CUGGCUUUUAGCAUCACUCGAACUUAAUAUCCUUGGUCCAACCUCAUUUUGAUAUCGACUGGAUGGCUUGGCGGUUGUUCUCAUGGCACACUUAUAACCAGUACGACAGAUCAGUUCUGAAACCACAAUGGUCUUUUCGCGCAACAUACCGUCGGACGUUGUGUUCGACGCUCUAAACUUAAACAAACGGAAAAGCGCACACGACUCAUUCAUGAGGGUGCCAUCGCUAGCUGUGUUUAAACCCCCAGCACUAAUCUUCAUUACCGACGCUAAGGAACCAAACGAUGGCAACCGGCAGAAACGUUCAUCUAAAUAUGCUCGAAUUCGAGAGUUCGUACGACGGCCAAAAGAGCAGAGCCGUAAGACCCCUCAGGCGCGAAUACGGAAUAAGUUGCAAAAGGGCAUCCGCGGAGUGAUUAAAGGUGUCGGGAUGAGUAAAGGUGAAGGACCGCGGCGACGGAGUGGAUAUGCAGAAAACGCUUCAGGCGCAGGUUCGGGUUCAGGUCCAAACACACGCACAAGCGCGGCCGUCGCGGAUGCAACUCCAACUACACGUAUGACUACGAACACGCCGGCUACGACUACAGGCAGAAGUACAAGUACAUUCAGUGCGGAGAAAUCAAAGGCCAACACAGCAGCAACAACGACCCUGCAUGCGCUGUUUUCUUUUCGAACCUUCUUGUUUUUGUGUUUUUUAAUUGUUCAGGUAGAUGGAACUAAGUAGUUCACACAGCUGAAUUUAUUAUAUCGGUUUCUACAGUUCUAGAUACUUCUCACGUGCUCAACAUCUCCUAUAACCAUCACUGCCUAUAAGGAGCUUUUUCGGGGUUUAUUUAUCACUAACACCGCUCGUAUAUCAGCAGAUUUCGA
Messenger RNA from Daldinia loculata, 870 nucleotides. RefSeq lists its product as uncharacterized. The coding region runs from base 128 to 724 and encodes 198 amino acids. The record is from RefSeq and is a predicted model, not a curated record. NCBI's taxonomy places the organism in Eukaryota, Fungi, Ascomycota, Sordariomycetes, Xylariales, Hypoxylaceae. The transcript has 2 exons.